This is a messenger RNA of Thecamonas trahens ATCC 50062, 1053 nucleotides long. RefSeq lists its product as uncharacterized. The transcript has a single exon. The record is from RefSeq and is a predicted model, not a curated record. NCBI's taxonomy places the organism in Eukaryota, Apusomonadida, Apusomonadidae. Bases 1 to 933 code for a protein of 310 amino acids.
AUGAGCGAGGCCGAGGAGCUGGCCAUGGACGCCGUGUCGCAGGUCAUCUGCGACGCCCUCUCCACGGCAGAACACGUCGCCCUCGCCGCCGCCAUGCGCGCCGGUACCGCUCCUGUCCUCGCCGCCCUCGCCGCCUUUUCCUCCUCUCGCGAUGCGGAUGCCCUUGUUGCCGACCUGCGUGUUGCGUUGGCUCACCCGCAAGAGUGCUCGGACAAGGCCGCCGCUGCCCUUCCCGCCGUGGGCGAGGCCGAUGGCGCAGAGAGUGUGGAGAACGCUGCGCCCGAUGCCGCCGCACUCCGACUGCUCGUCCCGGCCAUCCGUGGCCACACGGCGGAAGCUGCAGCCGCAGCUGCGGGCUGUGAUGACGGUGAGGUCACGCCAUGGGUCACCAUUGGCCUCGUUGUCAGUGCUGCUUCGGAUGUUCACGUUCUGGCCCAUGUGGCUGCCGUGCUUGCCGGCGUCCGCCUCGCGGGGCAUCCGGUCGGCUCGCCGUUCCGGGUCGUGGUGGUGGCCGCAGCGGAUAAGCCGGUCGUCCGCACUCUUACAGGGCUCACCAUCCUGGCGGAUGCAGUGCUGACCGACGUACCGCCGCUCGACGCCAUCAUUGUUGUCCCAGUCUGGGCCAGCGACGGUCGUGGCAUGCUUCAAUCUGCGGCAGAGAGCGUGGAGGCCCUUGGCCCAGCCGCUUGCGAGUGGCUCGCUGCUCGUGCACAGGUCGUCCAGUUCACGAUCGGCCUCCAUCGCGCUCUGGGAUUGGGCCCUUCUGCUGAGCCUGCGGUGUUUGCCCAGUUUGUGGUCCGCGGCGGCUCGCCCGAGCCGUCGAUGCCGCUUGCUCAGGCUCUUGGCAGGCUCGCUGCCCACUGGCUCGGCGGCUCGGGCACGCUGCCGGACGUGAACGCGAUUUCGUACACUCCACCGGCGAGCUGGACAUGACGUCACUUGGAACUUUACUCGCGACCCAUGGCGCGACACUCGACCAAUGCGUAUGCUAGUCGCUCGCGGGCGACCUCGUAGCUGGACCAAGGCGGGAGGUAGAGCAUGAACCAGCAGGUC